AUGUCGAUGUGCCUUAUCAAUCCUGCACACAGCGAGCAUAAAUCCAAACUAAAAAUACCAGAAGCCAUUCAACCACAAGGAAAACAUUGCGAUGAUAUGCUAUCGUUGAGUCAGAACAGGACACACGGACAAUACAAAAUAAUUAACAGUGUGGAGAGGACGUAUAGCAGAAUGGCGCCGAUUUCGCUGAAAAUAGUUCUAGAGGGCGCUGCCGUUACUAAGACACUUUUAUUCGAUUUGAAUACAACAAUAUCACAAGCUCAUCAUAUAGUUAGGGACAAAAUCCAUUCGCUUGAUCCAGACAAAGAAUAUGGUUUCUUCCUACCAUCAGCUGACAAUGACUGUUCAGGGGUGUGGCUGGAAGGUUAUAGGACCUUCGAGUAUUACAUGUUACGCGAGGGUGAUAGUCUAUUCUAUUUGGAGAAGGUCAGAAAUGUGAGACUUCGGAUGUUGGAUGGUUCAGUUAAAACGAUUCAAGUAGACGAAUCGAAAUGUGUUGGCGAUUUGAUGGUUUCCAUUUGUGAAAAGAUUGGUACUACAAACUAUGAAGAAUAUGGACUCUGCCGCGAGCAUAUGGAAACUGAAGAAGCAAAACCAAUGACUGGUACUCUUACGUUAAGAAAGAAAACUCUGGCUAGAGAGAAGGACGCUGAAUUGCAGCAACUCAGCAAAAAACUGAAAACUGACGACAAUGUGGAAUGGCUUGACCAGCACAAGACUCUGAGAGAACUCCUUGUAGAUCCGAAAGAGACUCUUCUGUUUAAGCGAAGGCUCUUCUACUCUGAUAGAAAGGUGGACGCAAGAGAUCCCGUUCAACUCAACUUACUCUAUGUCCAGACAAGAGACGCUAUUCUAGAUGGAAGACAGAUUGUCACCGAACAAAAAGCUGUAGAGUUUGCUGGUCUGCAGUGUCAAAUCCAGUAUGAAGACUUUAUUGAGGAUAAACAUAAGCCUGGGUUUAUAGAAAACUUGAGGGAAUUUCUACCAGCGCAAUACGCAACAUCUUGGGGCAUCGAAAAGAAAAUAUUCAAAGAACACAAGAAGCACCAUGGACUCAGUCAAUUGGAGGCUAAACAAUUGUACACGAAAACUGCAAGGGAGUUGCCAACGUAUGGUGUAACGUUCUUCCUUGUUAAGGAGAAGCAUAAAGGCAAGAAAAAGCUGAUCCCUCGCCUGUUGGGUAUAAACUCCGAGUCUGUACUGCGUUUGGAUGAGGAGACGAAGGAAAUUUUACAGGUCUGGCCGCUUACGCAGGUGAAGAGCUAUCGGGCUGCAAGUGAAUCGUUUACUUUGGACUUUGGAGAUUACAGUGACAAAGAGUAUGCUGUCAAAACAAAUGAAGCUUUCCGGAUAAAGGACAUCCUUCAAGGAUACAUCGACAUCAUCAGAAAGAAAACUGCUCCUCCAUACAACGUCACCUACACAGAGGGAGAGGCUAUGUGCGAGGAUACUGUGGAAAUAUCCAGAGGGACUAUUAUUCAAAAUAUCGUUCCAUCGAAAAUUGUCGAGCAAUCAUUUGUGGGGCCGAGCCGAAUUAUAUCAGUGGAACAGGGUCACAAUACAAGCGAGGGAGUACGAAUAACAACAGUACAUGAAAUGGUCACUGUGAAUCAAGGUGAUAAGAGCCAACAUGGAAUGAAAGGAGAAAUACUAGGCGAAACUCCAGAUAUGUUUGGGAAGAGGUUGAAUAGAAUUAAUUCACUUGCAGUGAAAGCGGUUAUGCUUUCAGACGAAAAGAAUAACUUGAGUGGCUUACAGGGUAUAGCAUCUAAUAUGGAGAACGAACUACCGGCAGUGGUCAAAGGAGUUAGAGAAAGGGCUAAACAACUAGACGACGAACAUUCAAAGAAAUUGCUGGACGAGUUAGAUGAAUUAUGUGAUUAUAUUAAUAAUCUUUCCAUCACAGUAAAAAGUUCUGAUUACGAUUCACCUGAAAAGUUGUUGCUCACAAACGAGACGGCAAAGAAAUUGGCUGACAUUUCCGCUUUGAUGUACUUGUCUCUUGACCCGAAGACUAAAAAGCGAUCUCAACUUAUAAAGAGUUCCCGCAACAGUUUCAUAGCUGAUGAGAAGACGGAAGCUCAUUUACGAAGACUUUCCCUUAAGAGUUCUAUCGCAGCGACGCACCAGGUUCUAGAUAAUGCCUACUCAGAAUUAGGACAGGAAUACAUAGGAUCUGCUCCAGGACCACAAGUUAUUGAAACAAUUGAAAAAAGUAUCAAUUAUAAACUUGGCAAACUGAACGCCGCUGUCGCUUUGUUAUUGAAUGCUCAUUCAGAUCCACAAGAAGUCAACUACGCAACAGCCGUGACUUGCAUGAGCACUAUCAAAGAGCUUAUUCCGGAAUUAAUUCAAGAUGUGAAUACGUUAAAUAGUUUUACGGAAGGUGAUGAAGAAAGAACAGCUCUAACGAGUCAAGUAAAAUUGUUACUGGAUAGACUUGCUGCGCUUUGCUGUUUGAAUGGAACAGAUGACCCUCAGAAGAUACAAGACGCUGGAAAAGCAUACGGUGACGAAUCCAGGAAGCUGAUCUAUACGUUUAAUCGAGGUGUACAGCGAGAUCGUACUGUUGAUAAGGAAAGCGAGAUUAUGAAUCUGGCUAAGAAUGGGUCUGGAGAACUGGACGACGCUGGCGUUAAGUGUGCUGAUGCUGCAAAGGAACUAUACGCGUGUGCACAGUUAACAGCGCCAUCGAUCAACGAGCCCCACUGUCAAAGUGCGCUAACGGAAGCCUGCGAGAACCUAUCAUCAUCAGUAAGCCAUCUGACUCACACAUAUAAACCAAUAGUGGAUGACCCUGGGAGACACUACUACGGGAAAAGGUUAAACGAUAGAGUUGCAGAUCUGAACAGGGAACUGCUAAGACUAAAAGAUGCGUACAUCAAUUUAAGUGAAAAUAACAAUGGAAAUGAUGAAUCAUAUAAUCUAGACGACGGUGAUAUAAGUGCUCAAAGACGGCUUAAAUUCAAGGCUUUAAUAACGCGAGGGAAGAAGGCUUUAUCAGAAGCAGAAAACCAUUUAGAUCCCAACUCGCAAAGUACAAGUGUAAAUAACGGAGUCCAAACACAAAUAGAUGUUGAAAGUCUUCAGUCUUUACUGAAUAGGAAAAUAGGACAAUUAAAUAGCGCAGUUGCUAAUUUAAUCAAAGAAUCAAUUUCGGAUGAACCAGAUUAUGAAGUCUACAACAGAGCGAUCAGCUACAUAUCGAAGCUUACUCCAGAAAUAAUGCGAGAUGCCAAAAUCCUCGAAGAUAAUGUUAAGGAGUUAAACGGUGAUAACAGUACUAAACAUGAGGUAUUAGACAACCUACAGACUAUUCUUAAUACAGUAAAUGAUAUUGCUUUUGGUGAAAAAGACGUUAAUAAAACGGAUCUUUACGACGCUGCUGACAAUUUUGUAAAAUCAACUCACAAACUAUACUGGACUUUCAAUCCUCGACAUAAAACCGAAGAAGAUAAUAUGCUAAUGGAUCAAGCUAAAGACGUUGGUGACAAGACAUCAGCUUUAUUAAUAGACACAAGUGAACUGAUAAGUUCCAUCGGUUCUGGUCCGAGAGCUGAAGAGCUAGAAGGAGCUGGAGUCAGAUGCGCUGAUGCUGCUAAAGCAUUUAUAAUUUGCGCUGAAUUGACGACGCCUACAAUUAAAAAUCCUUACAGUCAAGCUGUUUUAGAAUCAUCAGUUGAUAAUCUUGAAUCGUCAAUUGAAAACUUGACUGAUACGUAUACACCUAUAGUAGAAGAACCGGAACGUUACUACUACGGCAAAACACUUGCGGCUAGGAACGAAGCCCUUAUGAAAGCUUUAGAGAAACUGAGAUGCAUCUAUGAAAAGGAAAAAAGUGCUGCUGUUCGUUUCCCAAACGAGGAUGACAAAGGCAUACCCGAUGAAGAGAAAGCCCAAAGACUUAAAUUUAUUGCAUCGAUUUCAAGGUUAAAUUUCGCUUUACAAGACGCUGAAGAGAAACUGCUAGUCGGUUCGCCAAACACCGUAAUUUAUAAUGAAGCGGACUUGCAAGAAAUUCAGACUCAAUCGUCGAACAAUUUGGCAAGACUAAAUGCAGCUAUUGCCUCUUUAUUAAAAUCUUUAUCAGGUAUACCAGAUUAUGAAAAAACGAAUGCUGCCAUCAGUGCCAUUGCUGAGCUCACGCCUGAAAUUAUACGUGAUGGUAAGAUUAUUGAGAAUCACGUGGAUGGAUAUGAGAAAGAAGCAUUAAUAGAUAACUUGGAAGCAAUGGUUGAAGCGGCUAAAGACAUUUGCACACAUUCUGCGGCGCAUAAUGACACCGAUCUUAAGAACGCAGCUAUGAAGUUUGCUAAAUCUUCAGGAAAAUUGACGUACAUUUUCAACCCACAUGCAAAUCUUGAGAAAGAAUCAGAGAUUAUAGACCUAACAAACGAUGUUGCACUUAAAACAUCAUUGCUUUUACGCAACCUUCGUGGAAUCACCAGCAUAAACCCGCCUCCACCAGAAGAACUAAUAUCAAAUGUAGAUCGGGCAAUUCUUACCUGUAAUGAUGCUGUAAAUGACUUGAAGAAUUGUGCAAAGCUCACAGCGCCGUGUAUUGAAGAGUUAAACUGCCAGUGCGCAUUGUCAGCAGCUUGUGAGAAUUUAGCAGCGAAAUUAGAAGAUUUAGUGCUUACCUUCAAGCCUAUGCUGGAAGAACCGAGUCGUCAACGUAGUGCUAAAACAAUAGUUCAAAAUACUGUUGAUGUUUCGGUGGCUCUUGCCAAGUUAAAAACAGCCUAUCCAUUUUCAACUCAAGAAGAUUUGAGUAACAAACCUACAGAAGCUAUAAAAUCCGUAGCUACCUUAUCACCUAUGAAGAAAGCUUUAUUAGAUGCUGAACAGUUCUUUGAUGAUAAACACAACAUAAAUCAACAUCUUGGAAGGCAAUCAGGAAAACCUGAUGUUAAGUUAUCGUUGACAAGAAGUAUAGCCGAGAUGAAUGCGGCAAUCGCAACUAUGUUACAUGCUACAAUAGAGGAACCCGAUUACAAUUUCGUUGAAACGUCAAUGGCAAAGAUAGCAAAUAUCAUUCCAAGCAUAGUAGACGAUGCAGCAUUCAUGGCCUAUCAGAAUGCAGAAGACACUAUUUGUCAAGAUAUAAAACCCAUGUUUACAUCUCUUAUUAAUAUAAACAAAGAUAUAGAAAAAGAUCAGUUGAAGGGUCUCAACAAUAGUGCUAUGGAAUUUGCUAAAACGUCCCAAAAAAUAUACCACAACUACAGUCCACAAAUAGAUAGACGGAAAGAAGACCAGAUAUUGGACUUAUCACGAGGAGCUUGCCGAGAUGCUUCAAAGCUACUGACGAAAGUAUAUCAACUUGCAAAAGAGUUACAAGAUCCAGUAGCAACUGAGCUAGACAAUUGUGGAACUGGGAUAGUUGAUACAGCACAAGUCUUUUUAACAGCUGCGGAAGUAACAGCUCCAAGUAUGAUGGAGCCCGAAUGUCAGACAGCCAUGGUUAGCCUUACGGAUACCUUCUUAAGUAAAAUUAAAAAUUUGGAAAAUCUUUGGAUGCCAUUAACAGGAACCUAUCAAGAUUUAGGUGAUCAAUUACAUAAAGAUUCUAGCAUUCUAGAAACGACACUAAAUAAGAUGAAAGAAAUUUGUGUAUAUAAUAAAGAUGAUGAAAUCAACAAAAGAAGAGAAGAGCUAGUUAAAAAAACACUAGACGCAAAGGAAAAAAUAAAAGAGGCUGAAAUGCUUAUGGUGGAGGACAAGUUAGCACAAUUACCAGAACCACCGCUUUUAGAAGUUGUUGCCAUCAUGACAGAGAAAGGAUGUGUUGAAAAGAAAUCUAUCGAACAAACUAAAAGAUUUCUUUGUGAUAAAUUGGCGGAACUCAAUCAAUACAUAUCCACAUUGGUUCAAGCAGCUUCAGAUCGCGAAGCCAUCAACCAUUCACAGCAAGGAGAAUUAGUAGGAAAGAUUUCCGAGGUUACCCCAGAGACACUAAAAUGUAUUCUUUCGACACAUAAGUAUUUGGAUGAGGAUACUUCACGAGCCAUGGUUGAGGAAGCUAGAGUUGUCUGCGGAAGAACUCACGAUAUACUUACUAACAUUGAAAAUGAAAAUAUAGAGGAAUUAAAUGAUGCUGUUUCAAAAUACGCACUAUCAUCUGGAAAACUUUAUUACAUAUUCAGUCCUUACAAGAAAGCGGAGAAUGCUAAAGAGCGAGAGGUCCUACAGUUGGUUCGAUCAGCAUGUGAACGUACAUCCUUAAUGCUAUCAAGAGUAUCCAGGUUGGCUAAAAUGGUGGAUGCUAAAGAUGCUGAACCAUGUGAUACUAUCGGUGUGAAAUUAGCCGAUGCUGCGCAGGUGUUGCUAUCCAGUGCUCAAUUAUUAGCUCCAAGUAUGCGUUGUGACGCUUCUCGGACAGUACUUUCCUCAUCAGUAAAUAAUGUUUCUGAUCUGGCCACGACAUUGGGUAACGCCUGGUCUCUAAUAAUAGAACAAGAUGAGCUUGGGGAACAGUUAGAUAAAGAUCUGGCUGAUUUGCAAAGUGAUCUGGACAAAUUGAAAAAUAUUUUGAAAGAAAAUACACAAUUCGCUGAAGAAACGGGCAACCUUCAAACUGAAAACGUUGAUAAUUUUGUAACGGAUGACGUUGCAAAAACUUCAGAUAUCGAUGUAAAAAUAGAAGACACUCCUCUCAAAGAACUGGCAAUGAAAAUUCUUAAAUCUGCUAAAAGUGAUUUGGAGAGCAAAACUCUUUCACCCGAGGAACAUACAGCCUUACAAACCUUUACAAAUGAACUUACCGCAGCCAUAUGUGCCUUAGACUUGGCUACGGCGCGCUGCAAAUCAGAUCUGCUGGAUCCGAAAAAACGUCAGCAUCUAGAGAACGUGGUACAAAACUUGCAACAUAUUUGUUUGGUGUCACGACAAAAUGGCGACGAACAGAGCUACAUUAUAGAUUUGAUGGAGUUCGUGAAACACGUGACGUCAGCUGCGGACGAUCUAUACCAAACGACUGCUUAUGUUGAGCAGGACAGAUGCAAAAAAGCUUUAACGAGCGCAACAGUGAGUAGCAGUAGACAGUGCCUCCUCCCGCCAAACGCUAGCCCCGCCCCCAGUGCGCACGCGCGCUCGUAA
Molecule: messenger RNA, 7098 nt
Organism: Leptosia nina
Lineage: Eukaryota; Metazoa; Arthropoda; Insecta; Lepidoptera; Pieridae
Source: the annotation of a GenBank genome assembly